Messenger RNA from Bacidia gigantensis, 1200 nucleotides. RefSeq lists its product as uncharacterized. The coding region runs from base 1 to 1200 and encodes 399 amino acids. Lineage: Eukaryota; Fungi; Ascomycota; Lecanoromycetes; Lecanorales; Ramalinaceae. The transcript has a single exon. Gene Ontology annotation, molecular function: deNEDDylase activity; cysteine-type peptidase activity. Gene Ontology annotation, biological process: proteolysis. The record is from RefSeq and is a predicted model, not a curated record.
AUGAAGGAGGGAAUGGACAUGUUCGCGGACCGGCUGAAAAAGGAGUAUCUCUAUAAGACAGAACUGAUCGAGGAGCCUUUUCUUGUCAUCCAAGGGAAGGAUGCGGAGAAAGUCAGAAACGCCUUUGAGGAGUUACAAACUAAGAAGCGUACGGACCUCAACACCCCGGCAAAUGAGCAGACUUCUCAGAAAUCUAAGCAUGCAAAGACGAUCGAGAAAAUGGUGGCAGACGAUACGAUCGGACAUCACUUCAAGAGCACCAGCGUGGCUCCGCCGGAAACCAUCUCGGCAGCUGCUAUACGAUAUAAAUAUAUAUACGAUAUCUAUCGUGAGGAAUUCGAUCCCGAGACAUCGAUGACGAACGCCCAGUUCACCUUACUCCACGAUCUAUGGAGAAAGCCAGCACGAACAGGGCCUCGUCCCUUAUUAGAAGGGCUCAUCGCACCCGAAGACUCCCCAGCUUUGAAAACGUGCGCGAUUUGCGACCUGUCACCACCUAUGAUGGCGAUAUACGAGGCGACUAUGGCAGCUGCGAAACAAUCGAAUGGAGAUAAGCCACUCCCACUCAAUCCCAGACUCACUCACACACAACUUUCUACUAUUGAUGGUUGGCUUCUAGAUGAAGUCAUAAAUAUAUAUAUCGAUGCGGUGGGGGAAGCAUGCUUCCCCCGGAAAGUCGUCAACUUCACAACCUAUGCUCUGAGAACAGAUCUCGAUAAGCCCUCAAGAGUCUUGAAAUCCAAAUUUUUGGCCCUUUCACAAGUCGAAAUUGGACUCUUACCGGUGAAUGUGAACUACACACAUUGGGUUCUCCUUGUCGUAGAGCCUGCUACGAGACUCAUCUACUACUUCAAUUCCAUAGGAGACCAGCCGAUAGCCUCGUCUACUCAGGUUCAGACGUUGGUCAGGGAUCUGCAGGCUCAAGACCCAGGUUCGGGGCGAGAGGAGUAUCAGGUCAAAAAGGGUCGGUCUCAACAGCAGACUGACGGGAGUGCCUGUGGCGUUUUCACUUGCAUCACUGCUUGCUGCCUAUGCAUCAACUUCAAUCCGAGACGCAGUUUUCACCAAGGUCAUAUCGAGCAGCUCCGCCGACACAUUGCCGCUGUCGUUAUCGAAGACAGUUUUUUUGGAAAUGUCGGCUGGACAGAUGAACAUUUUCACGAUGAGAAAAAGUCAUUGGAGGAGAUCCUGGGUGCUUAG